AUGCACCGCAGCGAUUCAGCAGCAGACUAUGACGGUCUAUACAUGAAUACGAGAGAGACAAUGAAGAACUCUCAAGGUGCAUUGGACCUACAGGUACUGGGUGCCUGUUGCGGAAGCGGGCUGAACCAGCUUGACUUCGCGCUGGUUCGGUACCGUCAAGCCUCUCCUGAUGCUGCGCUGCGCCUAAAGCUCAUCCAAAGCGGCUCCGUAGCUACAUCGCCUCCUAUUCGGAACCAUAUCCUCACCUCCCUUCAUGAAGUAGGGCGCAACUACUCGCCAGUGACCCGCCUCAACACGCUACUUGGUUACCUGUUUUCCAAGGGCAUUAUGAGCUUCUGCGAGAAGCACGACAUACCACUAGCGUCCAUAGACCUAGUCGGCACACACAUGUCGGGUUUAAGACGACCUGGCAUGCCCGAAACCAACGAUCUGAACACACAUCCACUGGGAUGGAACGCCAUUGUCAGCGCUGAAACUGGCCUCAAUACCGUCUUCGAUCUCGCAGUCAACGAAGCCGGCUUCGUGACGCCUCACGUGUCCCCUGUCCUCUACGUUGACAGCCUCUUCUUAAGACACCCCUCCAAAUUUCGCGCAUGUCUGAAUAUCGGCGAGCUUGCGAACUACAGCUUUAUCCCUCCCAUGUCGGUAGAGAGUGCUCGAGGAACAUGUUGUCGCGACUGCGGGCCCGGAAGUCUACUCAUCGACUAUGCCAUAAAAUAUUGCACCUCAAACGAUCGGAACGAAGACAAUAAUGGGAGAUUUGCGGCACCAGGGAAGCCUCACGAGGGCGUUGUGAUACAAUUCCUCAAGACAUACGACUACUCACGCAUGUUGCCUUCGCUCAGCGUAGCCCGGGAAAUGUUCGGCGAUCACGAAGCACAACGACUCAUCGACGAGUGCGUCUUCUUGAAACUCUCCGAAGCGGAUAUCAUCGCCACUGUUACACGUAUAACAGCUGAGAACAUUCUGAGGCAGUAUCGCAGACUCCUCGCACUCUGCUUUCCUGCCGGUCAGAACGUGGACGAACUCUUCAUCGGUGGCCCGAGUGCGCGCAACGCGAACAUCAUAGAUUUCCUCGAAGCGGAGCUUCCCGAAAGAGUAAUAACGAAGCCGCUCGAUGACAUAGGCAUACCGGGCGAUGCGAACGAGGCCGUGUGUUAUGCGCACCUUGCGCUGGAAGCUGUGCUUGGACAACCUGUACGCUGCUCUGCAGAAUUGUCAUGGCCCUGGAGCCAGCCGGGUCACGAUACUGUACUGGGGAGAGUCGUGCGGGGCGGAAACUGGGAGACCCUCACCGCUCGGCUGCAGAAGUUUGCCGGUGGGAAGCCACGAUGUCUCGCAAGAACCGUGAGGAUCGUUGGUAGCCUCGAAUCUGGCAUAAAGGACCUCGGACUAUGA
Alternaria atra is the source of this 1398-nucleotide messenger RNA. RefSeq lists its product as uncharacterized. The record is from RefSeq and is a predicted model, not a curated record. Gene Ontology annotation, molecular function: phosphotransferase activity, alcohol group as acceptor; ATP binding. The transcript is spliced from 2 exons. NCBI's taxonomy places the organism in Eukaryota, Fungi, Ascomycota, Dothideomycetes, Pleosporales, Pleosporaceae. Bases 1 to 1398 code for a protein of 465 amino acids. Gene Ontology annotation, biological process: peptidoglycan turnover; amino sugar metabolic process.